Messenger RNA from Saccostrea echinata, 1448 nucleotides. Its product is annotated as sorcin-like. The record is from RefSeq and is a predicted model, not a curated record. Bases 167 to 913 code for a protein of 248 amino acids. Lineage: Eukaryota; Metazoa; Mollusca; Bivalvia; Ostreida; Ostreidae. The transcript has 9 exons. Gene Ontology annotation, molecular function: calcium ion binding.
UGAAGCUUCCCUAGCAACAAAGAUUUUGCUUUAAAUUACGAGAUAAACUCCGACCUCAUUAUUACGUCACAGCAUUGCCAAAUAUUUGGAAUUGUGCAAGACAGCUAAAACUACAAUUACAUAACCGGACAAAGCGAUUCAUCGACAACAACUUUAAGGUAAAAAUAUGGCGUAUUACCAGCAAGGCGGUUACCAACAAGGGGGUUAUCAAAUGGGAUUCCAGCCGUACCAACAGCCUCAGUAUCAACAAUACCAACAGCCAAGCCAGCAGUAUGGAAGUUAUGGAGGAUAUUUUCAACAAAACGUCUUCUCUGUCAACGCAUGGCAGGCAUUCCAAUUUGGUUCCCAAGACGAACUAUGGCAUGUUUUUAACACCGAGAUGAUGAAAAAUCCUGCAAACGCGCAAAGACAGGCAAUCCAAGCUGAAGAUCUUAUGAACAUCAUGAAUAAUUGUCACACCAUCAGGAACUAUUUCAGAAUUAAUUGGAGUAGAGAGUUAUGCAGCAUUAUGAUAGCUAUGUUGGACCGCUCACAAGACGGUUUCAUGCAGUGGAAUGAAUUCAUGGAAUUACAGCAAUGUCUGAUCGCUUGGUUUAGAGUUUUUCAACAAUAUGAUAGCGACAGGUCCGGCUUCAUCGAGGCCAAUGAACUUGUCAACGUCAUCACUAACCUUUACGGUUAUCGGAUAACACCACAGGCCACAGAAACAAUUUUAAAGCGAUAUUCCCGAGUUCUACCCCGUGGCGGCGGCAAUGCCUGUCUUUGUGCUUUUGAUGACUUCGUGUCCGUCAGCGUCAGACUUAGGGCUUACACAGACGCUUUCAGGAAAAGGGAUGCCAUGAUGCAUGGACAGGAAACAGGAAAUUGUACAUUUGGAUAUGAUGACUUCUUACGAUGCGUGAUGUGUCUGUGAAGAGGUCCUGCAAUAAGUAAACUAAAUGCUCAUUUCAUUUGUAUAUUCCUAAAACUUUUCAGCGCCAUUUUUAAAGAUUAGCAGUGUCCAUCAUAACGUUUUCGAAGUGUUCACCUGUUUUACCUAAUGAACCAAAAGUGUGUUACUAGACUACGUGUGUGGUGAAUGGGUACAUAUACUGUUACGUGUUAUGUAACCAUUCUCGGUAUUCUAUUUACUUGUCUGCUAUGAAAUACAUAUUUAUAUACAUUUAAUGCAUCGAAAAAAAAGUUGUACUAAUCAAAAGGCAGGGUAAUUAUAUACGCGCGACAUGGAGUGCUGAUUCAUUUUACUAGUGAGUGUUAACUCAUUGACAAAUAUAUUAAAUCUUAGUUUCCAUUUUCGAAAUGUUAUGUACAUUUUGUUGUUUGUUUACACAAUACUUUAUUCUGCCAAUUUUAAAAUCACAUGAUUGUACUAUAAAAUAUUGGGUUAGUAACCUCUAACAGCUGCUUUCAAUCUUGAUUACAAUGGGCCAAUAAAAUAUUCAAAUGAA